AUGUCUCAGAGAAGUGGUCAGGCGCUAGCUGACACUGACAGGCUCACUGCAGCACAGAGCUAGCUUUUAGCACCAGGUUGACUCAGAUAGAUACUGCAAACAUGCAGGAAUGGGCGAAUCAGUUAUGCGAGAAUCGACAAUUUGGAUCCAAGAUGACGGACUCCAAGUACUUCACCACUACCAAGAAAGGGGAGAUCUUCGAGCUCAAGGCGGAGCUGAACAGUGAUAAGAAAGAGAAGAAGAAAGAGGCUGUGAAGAAGGUCAUUGCAUCCAUGACAGUUGGCAAGGAUGUCAGCGCUCUGUUCCCGGAUGUUGUGAACUGCAUGCAGACGGACAACCUGGAACUGAAAAAGCUGGUAUACCUCUACCUGAUGAACUAUGCCAAGAGUCAGCCUGACAUGGCUAUCAUGGCGGUCAACACCUUCGUAAAGGACUGUGAAGACCUUAACCCUCUCAUCCGGGCGCUGGCUGUUCGUACGAUGGGCUGCAUCCGCGUGGACAAGAUCACCGAGUACCUCUGUGAGCCGCUGAGGAAAUGCCUGAAGGACGAAGACCCGUAUGUGAGGAAGACGGCCGCCGUCUGUGUCGCAAAGCUCCACGAUAUCAAUGCCCAGCUGGUGGAGGACCAAGGCUUCCUGGACACCCUCAAAGACCUCAUCUCUGACUCCAACCCCAUGGUUGUAGCGAACGCAGUGGCGGCGCUGUCGGAGAUCGCAGAGUCUCACCCCAACAGCAACCUGCUGGACCUGAACCCGCAGACCAUCAACAAGCUGCUGACGGCUUUGAACGAGUGCACAGAGUGGGGACAGAUAUUCAUCCUCGACUGCCUGGCCAAUUACACACCCCGUGAUGACCGCGAGUCCCAGAGCAUCUGUGAACGAGUGACCCCCCGGCUCUCCCACGCCAACUCUGCAGUGGUGUUGUCAGCGGUUAAGGUUUUGAUGAAGUUCAUGGAGAUGCUGCCCAAAGACUUGGACUACUAUGGCACCCUUCUGAAGAAGCUCGCCCCCCCGCUGGUCACUCUCCUCUCUGCUGAGCCCGAGUUGCAGUAUGUGGCCCUCAGGAACAUCAACCUCAUCGUGCAGAGACGCCCAGAGAUCCUGAAGCACGAAAUGAAGGUUUUCUUUGUGAAGUACAACGACCCAAUCUAUGUAAAACUGGAGAAGCUGGACAUCAUGAUCCGCCUAGCAUCUCAAGCUAACAUCGCCCAGGUUCUGGCUGAGCUGAAGGAGUACGCCACAGAGGUGGAUGUGGACUUUGUCCGUAAAGCAGUCAGGGCCAUUGGCCGCUGUGCCAUCAAAGUGGAGCAAUCAGCAGAGCGCUGUGUCAGCACGCUGCUGGACCUCAUCCAAACCAAGGUCAACUAUGUGGUGCAGGAGGCCAUCGUGGUCAUCAAGGACAUCUUCCGCAAGUACCCCAACAAGUACGAGAGUGUGAUUGCCACCCUGUGUGAACACCUGGAGUCCCUGGAUGAGCCGGAGGCCCGGGCCGCUAUGAUCUGGAUCGUGGGAGAGUAUGCCGAGCGCAUCGACAAUGCGGACGAGCUGCUGGAGAGCUUCUUGGAGGGUUUCCAUGAUGAAAGCACUCAGGUUCAGUUGCAGCUGCUGACGGCAAUCGUCAAGUUGUUCCUGAAAAAGCCCACGGAGACCCAGGAGCUGGUGCAGCAGGUGUUGAGCCUCGCUACACAGGACUCCGAUAACCCGGACCUGAGGGACCGCGGAUACAUCUACUGGCGUCUGCUCUCCACAGACCCCGUGGCUGCCAAGGAGGUGGUUCUGGCUGAGAAGCCCCUGAUCUCCGAGGAGACGGAUCUGAUCGAGCCCACGCUGCUGGAGGAGCUCAUCUGCCACAUCGGAACUCUGGCCUCCGUCUACCACAAGCCCCCCAGUGCCUUCGUGGAGGGCAGCCGUGGUGUUCAGCACAAGAGACUGGCCGGCAGCGCUGGAUCUGGGGAGAGUGUUGAGAGCCCAGAUACUGGUUCUGCUGCUGGAGUUUCUGAGGCUCCCCCCGCUGUCAUCCCAUCCCAGGGAGACCUCCUGGGAGAUCUGCUCAAUCUGGACCUGACACCCCCCACCGCCACCGGACCACCACCGGCCGCCGCCCCUGGCAUGCAGCUGGGUGCUAUGGACCUUCUUGGUGGAGGACUGGACAGCCUGCUUGGGGGAGACAUUGGAGGAAGUCCUGCUAUGGGGGCUGGUUUCGGCGCUCCUCCGGCUGCAAUGCCAGCUUCCUUCAACGCCCCCGUCAGUGGCGGUCUGGACGACCUGUUUGAUCUCGGCGGUGGAGUCGGUAUGACGAUGGGAUCCUACACCCCCCCUAAAACAGUUUGGCUGCCAGCUAUGAAGGCCAAAGGUCUGGAGAUAUCGGGCGUAUUUGUCCGCCGCUCUGGGGUCAUCCAAAUGGAGAUGACUCUCAGUAAUAAAGCCAUGAGUGUCAUGAGUGAUUUUGCCAUCCAGUUCAACAGAAACAGCUUUGGUCUGGCACCGGCUGGACCCCUCCAGAUUCUCACUCCUCUCAGUCCAAACCAGACCAUUGAAGCCGCCCUGCCGCUCAGCACCGUGGGGCCCGUCAUGAAGAUGGAGCCUCUCAACAACCUGCAGGUGGCUGUGAAGAACAACAUUGACGUAUUCUACUUCAGCUGCCAGUACCCCAUCAGCAUGCUGUUCUUGGAGGACGGGAAGAUGGAGCGACAGGUGUUCCUCGCCACAUGGAAAGACAUUCCCAAUGAGAACGAGUCCCAGUUUCAGAUCAAAGACUGCCAUCUCAACUCAGAUGCAGCCUCCAACAAACUGCAGGGUAGCAACAUCUUCACCAUAGCUAAGCGCACAGUGGAGGGGCAGGACAUGCUGUAUCAGUCCAUGAAGCUCACCAACGGCAUCUGGGUGCUGGCUGAGCUGAGGGUGCAGGCGGGAAACCCAAACUACACAAUCUCUCUGAAGUGCAGAGCUCCGGAGGUUUCCCAGUGUGUUUUCCAGAACUACGAGGCAGUGCUGAAGAACUGAAGCCCUAAACACCCCCUUUCCCUGCACCUGACCUGCGGACCAUGUUACAACCUCUCGCAGUUCAGGAGCCACUUCCUGCUGUGUUGGCAAAUUCGUCCGGUUCAUCAUUUUUUCUUCGUCACCCAUCACUGGUUGUUUUUCUUUCUGUAGCCUCAGAAAACCCUUCUUCUCUGUACGGCUGGACUCAUCACGUCCCUCUCUUGAGUUUGUUAGUUUCAGGACUUUAUCUCCCAAUACAUUUUCUGAACACUUUCACUGGUUCUACAGAUGACCCGUCUUCUUUUUGGGGCUGCAUUCCUGUGAGAGUUUUCUCUACAUGAGGUUCUUUUUAAUAAUGAUCCAGCCCCACUUUUCUGCAAAUUGGAGACUAUUUAUAGCGUCUGCAAUCACUUGUUGAAACAUCUCUGUUGGCAUAUUUAUUUAAGAAUGAAAUUGCCGCAGACCAAAGGCUUUAACUCAUUACUCUGUGUGGCUGUCUGGGCCUUAAAGAGACUCAUAUAUACUUUGAAACUACAUCAUUGUUUUGUUGUCUUUGUCUUUUUCUUUAGUGUUUAGCAGUGGGUUUGGAUCCUCUGCUGUCUCUGAGAGCAGAAUGUGUGCGGUGUGCAUGGUCACUGUUUGUUGGUUGGCUUUUCUUUAAUUUUUCCCAUCAAUAUUUGGGAGAUUUUAUAGACUAGCAGCAGUCGUCCACUGUUUGCUCUCUUACUUAGUCCAUUCCAUGGUUUGAUUUGUGUUUCGUAGUCUUUUUAGUGUUUAUGUGGCAAACUGGGAGAGAGGGUUUGUAUUUGCUGCCACCCCCCUGCGCAAGACAAACUCUCUCUGCCACUUUGCUCUCUGUGUACUCUCACCGCAGCGUCUCUAGUACUGUGGCCACCUGAGAUGAAGGUUCAGGUGAGAAAACUCUAAGCAUAUGAUGCCAUGGUUUGUCACACUUCUGAGUCACAGGUGUGGGUAGCACACUGCCUACAUCCAGUGUCCCUUGUUCUACCUGCAGACUCGACCCGGUAAAUCGAUUCCCUUCCUUCCGAGUCAUUACAUUGAGGUCCUUUUUAUCGGCUCAGCAGGAUGUACGCGCCAACGCUAACGCCUUGUAAAGAUUACCACAGAGCUGACUGCGUACUCAAGAGUGUGUGUCUUUGUGUGGUGACGGCUUAUUCCUAUGAAAUGCUGUAAAAAAAGAAGAAAAAAAAAAGAAGAAAUCUAAUCAAAUGUAUAAUCAGAGGUUUUUGAUUGACAUGAUUUUGUUCAUUGUGUGUACAUCAAAAAGAAAUAUUAAAAGUCUUGAUAAAUUCA
Messenger RNA from Eleginops maclovinus (Patagonian blennie), 4295 nucleotides. RefSeq names its product adaptor related protein complex 1 subunit beta 1 (gene ap1b1). The transcript has 22 exons. Gene Ontology annotation, molecular function: clathrin binding. Gene Ontology annotation, biological process: intracellular protein transport; vesicle-mediated transport. The coding region runs from base 102 to 3002 and encodes 966 amino acids. Gene Ontology annotation, cellular component: clathrin adaptor complex; membrane coat. The record is from RefSeq and is a predicted model, not a curated record. NCBI's taxonomy places the organism in Eukaryota, Metazoa, Chordata, Actinopteri, Perciformes, Eleginopidae.